Molecule: messenger RNA, 1492 nt
Organism: Solenopsis invicta (red fire ant)
Lineage: Eukaryota; Metazoa; Arthropoda; Insecta; Hymenoptera; Formicidae
Gene: TBC1d7
Product: TBC1 domain family member 7
Exons: 7
Coding region: 412-1404 (330 amino acids)
Biological process (GO): negative regulation of TOR signaling; activation of GTPase activity
Molecular function (GO): GTPase activator activity
Source: RefSeq, a predicted model, not a curated record
CUUAUCCGAUUGUAUGACGAUCCGAAAUUUCGUGAUACGUUUGGAUUCCCCAUUUGAAUAGUAAUUGAAUAUGACUGCUAAGGUGGGUUUAAUUUAUCUAGAAGAUCGAGAGACUAAUAUCGGCCUUCGGCCUGUGGAGUUUCGAAGUGUUAUAGGAAAAAGAUUGCCGUGGUCGAUCUCAGGUUCCUCUUUGCCAGUAGUCCAGGCGCAUGAAAAGCUAGUUACGGCUCUGAACUUGUACAUACACAAAUGCAUUUUGUAGUGUCAGUGCUACUGGUGCUACGUAUACGUCCAUUGCAGAACGUAAACAUGAUUGCACGGUAAAAGUUUAUUUUCCAUCUGAUUAUCUCGCUCAACUUUAAUACAAUUCUCUUCUACCUGGACGGUUUCCACUUGGACGAGAUUAAAAAGAUGACGGACGAGCGGAAUUUUCGUUCGCAGUAUUAUGAAAAGGUUGGUUUUCGCAGCGUCGAGGAAAAGAAAUCUUUAGAAAUACUGUUGAAGGAGCGUCCACUUGACAAAACAAAACUGAAGCAGUUUUGUUUAAGAUUCACUGUACCUGCUAUGUAUAGAAAUUUCUUGUGGAAGAUCAUGCUCGACGUUGUGCCGGUUUAUGCAGAGAGCCAGGGAUUCAUAAUGGCACAGCGUAAGGCGGAAUUUCAGGAUUUGCAGAGAGCACUGAGAGUCACAAAAAUUAUAGAUGACUUUACGAAACCUCAUCUAAUAUUCCUAGCAAUGUGGCUGUUACGCAAAAGGAGAGCAAAAGUUGAUAUGACAGCUCAAUUGGAAUCACCAUUGUACAGAGCUAUGAGCAAAAUGGCUGAGACAUUGUGGCACAUAAUUGAUGUUGAAUCAGAAGAGGAGAAACUAGUGGAUAUGUAUUGGAUAUUGUCUGGGCUUUUUGUGCAAGUUGAGAAGCUACAGAAAGAAGUAGGAAAAUUGCAAGACUGUACAUAUGCGUUGUUGGAAAAAGAGGACAUAGAAUUAUACAAGCAUCUUGUUAAAAUUGAUGCGCUUUGUAAUCUUCCGUAUGAUACAUGGUUUUAUUCGUGUUUUGCCGGUAUAAUAUGCAAUGGCUCUAUCGCUAAAAUACUUUUAUUUAUUUGUAGGAUAUGGGAUAAAAUAGCGGUUGGUGCAUAUCGAAUUCUAAUAUUCAUUGCCGUUGUUAUAUUAACCACUUUGAGGCGACUAUUAUUAAGAUGUGAAAGCACAGAUAAUGUAUUAGAUACUAUCAAUAAUAUAACAGAAGAAACGUCAGAGGUGAUAGUCAAUAAAGCAAUUGAAUCGAUGCAACAAAGUGGAACAACUCAACAAGUUGACAUGUAUUUCACAAAACACAAUAUGAGUGUAUUAUCAGCGAUAAUAUGUGCGACAAGGACGGUCGAACAGUGGGGAAGAAAGUAAUACUUGUGUGGUGUACGUAUAACGAGAAACAUGUGAUAGUAUCCCUCGAUUCAUUAUAAGUGAGAUAAAUAAACUUGAACUAUAAGAC